Bactrocera tryoni is the source of this 1928-nucleotide messenger RNA. Its product is annotated as cytochrome P450 6g1-like. The coding region runs from base 369 to 1928 and encodes 519 amino acids. Gene Ontology annotation, molecular function: monooxygenase activity; heme binding; iron ion binding. Gene Ontology annotation, biological process: insecticide catabolic process; response to DDT. The transcript has 5 exons. The record is from RefSeq and is a predicted model, not a curated record. NCBI's taxonomy places the organism in Eukaryota, Metazoa, Arthropoda, Insecta, Diptera, Tephritidae.
GUUACUGAAACCUUAUAAGGAUGCGAAACAACGCCUACGUAAUGAUGGCUGCGUGAGAUUGUAGAUCCGUCAUCUGAACUUUACUACCGUCCAAGUGGUUGUUUUUCUAUUUGGCAGGCUUUGCGGCGUUCUCUGCGCUGAUCGAGCUUAUCUAAUUGUGGCGCAGGAAGAGGAAGAAGCAAUUGAGCAUAACCAGAGAUGAGGCGUCAUAUAUCUCCAUUUCGAGCUUACAUAUGUAUCCAAAGAUAGAAAAUAAAAGCUCCAGCCUGUAGGACUAGCAUACUUAGUGUUAUUGUGGAAGCGCGUUACUGAAGUUCGGCAGAAAUUAAAACUUCUUUUAUAAAUAAUAUUUUUCUUAAGUGCGCAUAAUGUUGUCGGUAAAUACCGCUUGCCUCUUGGCGGCUCUCUUGGCGCUCGUCUACGUUUGGUGUCGCUACACGUAUGGCUACUGGAAACGCAAUAAGAUUCCCUAUAUGACGCCACUACCACUGAUUGGCAAUAUGGAAGUUUUUUUUAAAACGAGCAAUAGUUUCUAUCUAUAUCUAUCUGACGUCUAUAAGGAUGCUAAAAUGUCAAAGGCUGCGGCAGUCGGCAUCUAUAUACUCAACAAGCCAGCGUUAGUGCUACGUGAACCGGAACUUAUAAAAUCCGUGCUAAUCAAGGAAUUCCCGAAGUUCGCCAAUCGGUCAGCCGGCUGUGAUCCACACAAUGAUGCUUUGGGUUCGAAUAAUCUAUUUUUCAUACGCAAUCCACAAUGGAAAGAUUUGAGAACGAAAAUAACGCCGAUUUUCACAACGGGAAAGAUCAAACAAAUGUACCCACUAAUGACUGAGAUCGGCACGGAGUUGGAAGCCCAUUUGAAAUCGCAUGCGAAGAAUGGUGAUGCUUUCGUAACUGAAGUUAAAGAGGUUUGUGCAAGCUUCACCACCGAUAUAAUUGCCACCAUCGCUCUUGGUGUAAAAGCCAACAGUCUUGUAAAUCCAAACGCCGAAUUUCGCUCGCAGGGACGAAAAUUGUUCACCUUUACAUUCCGUCGUGCCAUUGACUUCUUCAUCGCCUUUUUUGUUACCAAGUGGGUCUCUACAUUUCGUAUUAAAAUUUUUACAGCAGAGUUCAGUUCCUUUUUACGUGGCACCAUCAGUCAUGUUAUGGCGUCAAGAGAAGAGAGCAAAGCGACUCGCAACGACCUCAUCGAUGUGUUGGUGAGCCUUAAAGAAGAAGCAGUUGCGAAAGGCGAAUAUAAUGCUCAGGUACAGGAUAUGUUGACAGCACAAGCUGCCGUAUUUCUGUCAGCUGGUUUUGAGACGUCAUCUUCGACGAUGACAUUUGCCCUAUACGAAUUAUCGAAACGUCCCGAUUUACAAGAGCGUCUGCGCAAUGAGAUCUGUGAAGCUUUCGUAGCUGAGCAGGGUACAAUGUCAUAUGAGACUAUCAAUAAUCUACCAUAUCUGAGUAUGGUAGUUGACGAAGUACUGCGUUUAUAUCCAGUACUACCUUAUCUCGAUCGUGAAUAUCUGCCGAAGGAGGGGGAAAAGCAAUUCGAUCUUAAACCGUUUUACGAUUACACAGUGCCCAUAGGUAUGCCUGUUUUUAUACCAAUCUUCGGCAUACAGCGUGAUCCCGAGUUUUGGCCCAACCCGAACACUUUCGAUCCUGAACGCUUCAACGCCGAGAAUAAGAAAACCCAUAAGCCUAUGUCCUACCUUCCUUUCGGCACUGGACCACGUAACUGUAUUGGUUCUCGCAUCGGUUUGCUGCAGUCUAAAAUCGGUUUGGUGCAUAUAUUGAAGAAUCAUUAUGUGACCACAUGUGAGAAGACACCGUCGGAAAUGACUUUUGAUCCACUUUCCUUAGUGCUAAGUUAUAAGGAUGGAGUUUACUUGAACUUUGUCAAUGACAAACUCUAUGAACGCAAUGCCAGGCAGUGA